Molecule: messenger RNA, 594 nt
Organism: Eimeria acervulina
Lineage: Eukaryota; Apicomplexa; Conoidasida; Eucoccidiorida; Eimeriidae
Exons: 3
Coding region: 1-594 (197 amino acids)
Source: RefSeq, a predicted model, not a curated record
AUGCGUCUCUGCUUCUCUCUGCUUAUCUCGCUGUUCGUAGUUGUAUUCUCUGCUGUCUGUACAAUGCAUACUGCUUCUGCAGCUCCUUCGGGUGAAGACCUGCAGCAGAAGCUGCAGAGUGCCUCACAGGUUGUAGAGUUCUCGCAUAUCGCUGGAUCUGAAGGUGGUGAUACAGCAGAAGUGCGUGUACGUGUGGGGUCUACAGUAGCAGUACGCGUCCGGUGUACAGGGGGGCAUAGAGCAGUCAUGUUAUCUGCUGAGAAGGUUUCUGCUGCAGCAGACUCAGAUGCAGCAGCAGCAGCAGUAGCAGCAGCAGCAGAAAAAGCAAAACAAAUCCCUUCUUCUUCAGAAGAUGUUCUUAAACUCGUUGAAGAGGGGCCUCCAAUGCCGGAGGGUCUUUCUGUUGUUCUACCAACCCCUUUUACUGGUCCGAAUGCUGAGGGUUUGGGUUUGGUUGGUGCUCCGACUCCUUACGUAAGUACAGUAACUGUAGAUACAGCUGGACUGUAUACAGUUCUUUUCGGCAGUGUUCGGCCUUGGGCGCCUCAAGGAGGGGCUGUCUUUGUCUUAACGAUUAUUGCUGUACCUGAGUGA